GCUGAGCUCCUGGAGACGCCGGCUGGAGAGUCCCGCUUGCCGCGCAGAGGGGCGGAAGGGAGCAGCGCGCCCACGUGCACCGGGGGUGGGGAUGGGAGCCCCAAAACGUGCAGGCAAUAAAAUCAGUCGCAGCAAUAGCUGAGCUGCGUUGAGCGCUUCCCCAGGGGCGCACCUGGCUGCAGCUGACACCGCGCGCGCAUCACCACCUGCACGGCCACCCAGGCGAGCCACGCGCCCGGGAGCGCACCAGGGUGCGUGUAAGCAACCUGGAAACAUGACUGCAACCCACGGAUCUGUUAAAAUCAUCUUGAGGCUUCUGCGAUGACAGCCAUCGGUCCUCCCUCUACCCCCGCUCUGCCUGCCCAGGAACCUGUUUUUCCCCAAGAGGAGAGCAUGGCUGCUGCCUACCUGCCCGCCUGGUCCCAGGACUUAAUGACCUUUGACGACGUGGCAGUGGAUUUCUCCCAGGAGGAGUGGGCGUUGCUGGACCCAGCCCAGAAAAGCCUGUACAGAGACGUGAUGCUGGAGACAUACAGGAACCUGGUCUCACUGGGGUAUUCACUGUUUCGACCAAUGAUGCCUUUCCACUUGAAACAGGGAGAAGCCAUGUGGACUAUGGAUAAAGAAAUUCCCCAAGCCUCCUGUUCAGAUUGGGAGACGAGACUGCAAAACCAAGAGUCAACUUACAAGAAGAUCAUUUUGGGGGAAGAACCAUCUGGUGGUAUAAAUAUCAUAAGGUUCACCAGAGAAGGUGGGGAAUGUGAUCAAUUUGAGGAGAAUCUUGAAGACCCCAAGAGGCUUUUGAGGCCGGUGAUGUACAUCCAAACAAGGGCAUUUUCUCAGGAGAGAGCUUCUACAUGGUAUGAUUUUGGGGGAAACUGUAAUUUGAGCUCAAAUCUUGGUUUAUCACAGAGAAGUUCUACAGGGAAACAUUUCCACGAAUGUGAUCCACAUAUGGAGAGUUUGGGACCUGAUUCAUUCUUAAACAGUCAUCAAAUGGGAUAUGCAGAUCAGAGAUUCUGUGAAACUAAUGAAUGUAGAGAAGCCCUUGGCCAAAAUAGUCACCUUAUUCAACAUGAAAGAACUCAUCCAGGAGGGAAAUCUUCUGCAUAUGCUGAAAGUGAGAAAUCAUUUAAUCAUAAUACGGCUCUUACUGUACAUAACAAAAUUAAUACUGUAGAGAAGCCCUAUGAAUGUCACCAGUGUGGGAAAGUCUUCAACCGGAAGCACUCUCUCAGCGAACACCAGAGAAUUCAUACAGGAGAGAAACCAUAUGCAUGUCAGGAGUGUGGCAGAGCCUUCACACACAGCUCAACCCUCACUCGACAUUUGCGAACUCAUACUGGAGAGAAGCCCUAUGCAUGCAGCGAAUGUGGGAAAGCCUUCAACAGGGUUUCAUCACUUACUCAACAUCAGAGAAUUCACACGGGGGAAAAACCCUAUAAAUGUAAAGAUUGUGGGAAAUCCUUCUGCCAGAGUUCUUAUCUGAUUUUGCACAAGAGAACUCAUACUGGUGAGAAACCCUAUGAAUGCAACGAAUGUGGAAAAGCCUUCAGUGAUCGUUCAUCUCUUAAUCAACAUGAGCGAACUCACACUGGUGAGAACCCUUAUGAAUGUGAUCAGUGUGGAAGAGCCUUCAGCCAGAGGUCUUCCCUUGUUAGGCACGAGAGAACUCACACUGGAGAGAAACCAUAUAGUUGUAAUGAAUGUGGGAAAGCCUUUAGCCAGAGCUCUUCACUUAUUACACAUCAGAAAACCCACACAACUCAGAAAACCUACAAAAUCAUUGACUGUGGGAAAGCUUUCCUUCAGAGCAGCCACCUUAUUGGAUUUUAGAGAUUGCUUUUUAGUAAUCUACCAUAUAAUUAUGGUUGAAUGUUGCCCUUAAGAAAGCACUGAGGGUUAGAUCUGAGAUGUGGCCUUUUAAUAGGGAAAGUUGCCAUUGAGCUACACCUAGUGGGUUUGGUCCUUUUUGAUAUGAUUGGCAAAUGGGAACACUAAUGUGGAAUGGGAUUUUGCUAAGAAUUAUUAUGAUUAAUUUAGUUGUUGAAACGGAAGUUAUUCCAUUUAAACUUUUUGUCUUGGGUUCAAUAUUUUUGUUUCAGUAUUCUGUUUCAAACAUUUUACCUAAUCAUUCCAGCACUGUUAUUCACUUACCUAGUUUCUAAUUCGACUCAUGUAUUACUCUCGCAAUGUAGAACUUGGCUAAGACAGAAAGCUCUUUGGAUGUUAUGUCAAAAGUAAAAAGUGCAAAAUAAUAUAUAUAAUUCCAUACAGUGCAGUCAAAAUAUAUACAUAAAGAGCAAAGACUGGAAAGAGACAUGAAAAAAUGAAAAGUUUUUCAGGGUUAUCUGAUAUGUGUGAUUUUCUGUCUUUUUUCCAUAUCAUUCAGUAUUGCUGUAAUCAUUUUGACAAUAAAUAAAAAUUGCACAGCAUCAAAA
This is a messenger RNA of Choloepus didactylus (southern two-toed sloth), 2441 nucleotides long. RefSeq names its product zinc finger protein 554 (gene ZNF554). Gene Ontology annotation, biological process: regulation of immune system process; regulation of cytokine production; negative regulation of transcription by RNA polymerase II. Bases 322 to 1836 code for a protein of 504 amino acids. NCBI's taxonomy places the organism in Eukaryota, Metazoa, Chordata, Mammalia, Pilosa, Megalonychidae. The record is from RefSeq and is a predicted model, not a curated record. The transcript is spliced from 7 exons.